Molecule: messenger RNA, 5455 nt
Organism: Mizuhopecten yessoensis (Yesso scallop)
Lineage: Eukaryota; Metazoa; Mollusca; Bivalvia; Pectinida; Pectinidae
Product: DIS3-like exonuclease 1
Exons: 23
Coding region: 178-3327 (1049 amino acids)
Biological process (GO): rRNA catabolic process
Cellular component (GO): cytoplasmic exosome (RNase complex)
Molecular function (GO): 3'-5'-RNA exonuclease activity; RNA binding
Source: RefSeq, a predicted model, not a curated record
AAAAAUUUGAAGAAUAAUUUGCGGGAAGCAUUCAUGGGGAUGUCAGUGCUAAUUUAACAUAAAUCACGAGAAAUGCUAUGUUCAUAUCAUACUGUUGGACAUUAAUUUAUUCUAAUUACUCUGCCAUGAAAAGACGAAAUAGAACGUUAUGAUGACCGUCGUUGUAACUUGACGAAAAUGAUCCCUAACGAAGAAAAGGAAUUAGAAAAAUCAAACAAGUAUCUCCGUCUGAAAAAUGUCCAGGGUAGAAAUUUGUUGGUGGUGAGAGAAGUGUACCGCCGCGAGACAGUUCCCUGUCAUAGUGCCCUGUGUCUCAGUGACUGCCAGCCAAACAACAAUGAAGUUGGUUUGCUUCCUGCUGAUGUGACCCACUACCUUGUACCAGACUGCCAAGUGGCCCGCGAAUACCUGGAGGUGUUGGAGCUACCCCAGCUGACAGGCAUUGUAUUCCUACAGACAGUCGCCCAUAGUGUACAGCAUGAAGGUAACAGGCGGUUACAUACAAGACUGAAGAAUCUUGUGCGGGACAAAAGAAAAGCAUCCGUCAUAUUCCACAAUGAAUUCCAGAAGUUUUCCUACUGUGAAAGAUUACGAGGAGAAAACCUGGCAACCUGGCAGAGCAGGAGUACCUAUACAGCAGCAGAUUGGUUCUACAAUCAUCUGGCCGGGCAGAUACCUAUUGUAAUGGUCACUCAGUACAGACAGGUGAUAGCCGAGUAUGGAAAUCGCCAGAUGAACGUAUUUGUACUGACACUUCAGGAGUACCUGGAUACCUUCUGGAAGAUGAUCUUGCCCAGUAUAACAGAUCUAGUGGACUCGAUCACUGCUUCUCUAGAGACAAGAACAAAAGAUAAGGACUAUGUUGGAUACUUACCAUCUGAUGUUAUUGAGGCCGGAUUGAAGACGGGACAUUACACUCAGGGCUUUCUCAACGUCAACAAAAGUAACGCGUCACAGGAAGCUUUUGUCCGUCGUAAGAGACAGGAUCAACGAGAAGAUAGGGACUCGGAUAUCCUUAUCCAUGGCAUGUCUAGUAGGAACCGUGCUGUCCACGGCGACCUGGUGGUGGUUGAGCUGCUGCCACGGUCACAGUGGCAGGGCCGGUCUAAUGUCAUCAGGGAAGAAGGUACAGAUACCAAGGACAAAGGAGGAAAGGAUGACAGUGGAGAGGUCACAUCGGUGAUGACAACAGGACGAAUCGUGGCAAUCUCACAGCGAGCAUGGAGGGAAUAUGUAGGAACCUUCUCACAGGGCGAGGAGACGGGUCUGAAAGGAGGUAAGGUCCUUGUCAUUCCCUGGGACUACCGCAUCCCUAAGAUACGCAUCAGCACUCGCCAGGUGGAGGCACUGAGGGAUCACCGCAUCGUAGUGAGGAUUGACUCCUGGGACCUUGAGUCCCAGUACCCUAACGGUCACUUUGUCAGAUCCCUGGGGAGAAUCGGGGAGUUGGAAACGGAGGUGGCAGCCAUACUGAUAGAAAACAACAUACAGAUGUCAACAUUCUCUGAUGCACAGAUGAAGGAGUUACCGGUGGAUACAGAGGAGGAGCCCUGGAAAGUGGAGGAGGAAGAGUUACUAAGACGACGGGAUUUACGCGGCUCCCACCUUGUGUUCAGCAUAGAUCCUAAAGGAUGUGAAGAUGUGGACGAUACACUGUCUGUCAGAACUCUGGAUAAUGGUAAUACAGAGCUUGGAGUCCAUAUCGCUGAUGUGACCCACUUCGUCAAACCAGGCACGCUGACUGACCAAGAGGGCAAAAGUCGGUCAACAACCGUCUACCUUGCUGAUCGCAGAUAUGACAUGUUACCUGGGAUACUUAGUGCCAACCUGUGCUCAUUAAUAAGCGGGGUCGACAGGUAUGCAGUCAGUGUCAUAUGGGAGCUCGAUUCUUCCUACAACCCUGUAAAUGUAUGGUAUGGAAAGACCAUCAUACGCUCAUCAUACAAAUUAUUCUACGAGAUAGCUCAGGCCAUGUCUGAUGGGAUGCCAACACAUGAAGUGGUUAAGAAUGUACCGGAACUACAGAAUCUCCCAGAGAGUGACAUCAAAAACAAAACGAAAGUGUUACGGUCUGCUGUCUGUCGUCUGAUGGAGGUUGCUCGACAUCUCAAGGCAAGGCGUGUGAGAGGUGGGGCACUUGAGCUUGAGAGCACAGAAGUUCAGAUACAACUGACAGAGACCAAAAGUGUGGAGAACCUCACACCUAAAGAGCAUCUAGAAGUCCACGAAACAAUAGCUGAAUGCAUGAUUUUCGCAAACCAUUGGGUAGCAAAGAAAAUCGCACAGGCAUUUCCAAACUCAGCCUUGUUGCGGCAUCAUCCUUUACCCAGAGAGGAGAAAUUUGAGAACCUGCUCACCUGUGCGAGCGCAAAGAACUAUAACGUACAUACAGACUCUAGUAAAGCUCUGGCAGAGUCACUGGACACGUGUGAUGACGCAAACGAUCCUGUCAUUAACAAGCUAAUGAGGUCUCUGGCUACCAUGGCGAUGUCCAAUGCUGCCUAUUUCUCUACUGGGGCCUUACCGCUUGAUCAGUUUUUCCACUAUGGGCUGGCCCUGGAUCUGUAUACACACUUCACGUCACCAAUCAGGAGAUACGCCGACAUUGUGGUACACAGACAGUUGAUGGCAGCUGUCAGCAAAGUCACCGAUACUAGUGGUCUCCCUAGCAACAAGGAGCUGGAGGAGUUGUCUGAGCACAUCAACCAUCAACAUAGGGCAUCCCAGAAUGCUCAGCGGGACUCGCAGGAACUUUUUCAGUACCUUUUCUUUAAGGGACGUAACCCUGAGGAUGAGUGUUGUACCGUAGACGCUGUGAUCUACCAGCUCAGAGCCAACGGCGUGUUUGUUCUCGCACCGAGGUAUGGAAUAAAGGGUCCCGUAUACCUGAAGAACAAGGAAGGCCAGGUGGUCUAUGUCCAGUCUGAUGGUCAGUUAGAAUGGUCAGGAGGCAGCAUCAUCAAGACUGACCACACCAUAUCAGUCCAAAGCAUGUUUGGUACCCAGAGCUACAGACUGCUAGACCACAUCACAGUGAGGAUAACUCUAAACAACUCGUGGGCACACUCCUCUGGCGUGCGACUCGAGUUGGUGGACGGCCAACCACACCUGUCUGGGUCAUCAGGUGGAGACAAUCUGACCAAACAACAGAAGGCAGCUAUCAUCAAGGAAGUUUCUGAAGCAGCAGAAGAGAAAAAAGGUCAAAGGUCAAGUCAUGAUCUUGGCGUAAACUUUGAGGAACUGAAGAAGGAGUAUGGACAGUCUUCUAGUGACCACAACAUGUACAACUUAUUUCAGUCCUUCAAAGAAACGGCUCUCAAAUGUUGAGGAGGGUUUGACAAUGGUCGUGACAUAACACACACAGGUGUGCUAUAAUGCAGCUUUUGAUGAUCCAGGCACAUACAUUCCCCCUAAGUAACUGGAAUACUGGGACAGUUUUGUAUCGAAGAACGUGAAGCGAUUCAUGGUCUCAAAUUAUUGGGGGCUGGACCAACAAGGUUUGCCCGUAUGUCACAACACUGUCCUCCACAACCUGCGUGUGUUAUAUUUCUCAUAUUUCUGUGAUCAUUUGUACUGUUUAAACAGUGAUAUUGAUACAUGACUGCAUAAUCAAAAUGAAACGUGUCUGAACUGAAUAUGAUGGUACCAAUGUCCGGAGUGCUUAUUACCCAAUGGGACCUUCCUGAAGAACUCCAAGAGUUUAAAGUUUUGUUUAUAUGGCUGUGCAGUUUUACCUGAAUAACUCAGGUGACCUGUUGUGAUCACCUUUGCUACAUCAUAUUUUUUUUAUCUUCUCCUUAAUUAGAAACCCUCAAAGAGGCUUUGGUGAAACUUUGGGGUAAUCUUCUGCCUGUGGUAGGGAUCAGAUUCUACUAAUAAUAGUUUUACUCAAAAAGUGUCUGGACUCCUGUCAGAGAGUGAAAAAUCUUUAAAUGACAGUGGAUUUUCACCAGCAUUCUGUAAAAUGAUCCUCAAGUGCUAGCAGGUGAUCAGAACCUACACUCAAGCAAGGGACUGAUCCACCAAGGGGCUGAUCCACCAAGGGGCUGAUCCACCAGGGGUCUGAUUAUUGUUGGUAACCAUAUAUGGUCAAUGAGUGCAAAAUAUUCAAAUGAUAUUUUCCUUUGGAAAUUUACUGGUAGAAUUAGAUGUCCAACAUUUCAUUAAAUGAUAUUAAGAUGAUGACCCUCAAAACAAAUUGCUGGUGGAUUUAGACCUAAUUUUUGUGAUAUUAUUCUUUGCUUACUAGGCCCCUAAUUCGGGGACACAUACUUGCCCCAUUGGAGUGUUAUUCAUUGAAGUUGGACCAACUAAACAUUCUGUGUGUCAUACCUAAUUUCACUCAGGUAAUUUAUGGGCCUCUUGUUAACUUUUAUACAUGUAUUAUGUAUUAUAUAGUAAGGAAUACAGAAUUAUGUUAAAUACAUGUAUAUGUAUUUACUUUGGUACUGCCUAUCCGUUAUCAUGAAAACAUUGGUAUAAUUGUCUGAAUGCAAGAAUUUGGGCUUGUAAAUAUUUUCCAAGUAGAUACUGUUUUAACAUUUCCAUCAUGCUUUCAGAGUAAAUGUAACUGGAAACCAACUAUACAAAGUCAUGCUGUUUGUUAGUUCUGAAAUUGAAUGGAAUUUUCAGGUUCUGAUUUACUUUGCGAAUUUACUGUGCUCUUCUGGGAAUCGGCUGUAAUAUUUGAAUGGUUGUUAAGAUAUUUUGAUGAAUUUUUUAUACACUUAUUUGUACCAAAAGAAUAUUGAGUUGACGUGGAUUUGUUUUUCCACUUUGAUGGAAAACUAGAGAAAUUAGGAGCCACAAUACUGGAACUGUGUCAACUCAUUCACCCCUGAAGACACAUGUGAACUCUUCCAGUUCAAAGGUUGAAAUAGUUCAUUAUGAAAUUUCAGGGGUGAAUGAGUUGAAUUGCCCUCUCAUUCCAAGACCAAAAUAAAAGGGGCAAAACAUUACUUGUAUUUCAAUACCGGUAAGGGCUGUUCCAGAAUUAACUGUAGGGGAUAGGUUGGAGGCACAUUUUUCCGAAACCCCACCACCCAUAACAUUUCAAUAGUAAUUUAAUAUUAUAAAUGCUAGACAGAUCCGAUUUAACCCAUCACCCAUAUUAUAAAUGCUAGACAGAUCCGAUUUAACCCAUCACCCAUAUUAUGAUAAUACAUGUACAGGUGCCCCCCACCUCGCCAUACCAUUAACUACAGAAUAGCUCUUAUUUGUAGUGGAAGCGAGACUCAGGAAAAAGCUUUUCCGCCGAUGGCGUCAACAUUAAGUUUUUGCGUUUAGGUUAGUUUCACCGAGUGUAUAAGUGCUAGACCAACCAAACUUGGACCAUAGAUGCAUCUUAGGUAGUACAUCGCAACCCAUACAUGAAAUGCUUGAUGCAGCCUACCUUUCAUGGUCCAUUAAUUUAUUCAGCAUCUCCAUCAACAUUAAGUUUUUGCUUUUAAGUUAG